AUGCCGCUCAACAAAGGCAUUUCCGAGGUUGAUCUGCUUCUGUUUGCCGAUGAACUCAGCGAAAAAGCUAAACACCUGAGCGAGGCGCUGGCGAACGCGCUGCGGGGACACGCGGCGAGCAUCCGCUGGAUUCACUACAACCAAGUGGUGCUUCUCAACAGCAGCGUGAGUACUUUGAACAAGAGUUUGAACUCUUUCCAGAGGACAUCCCUUGCUCUGCAGAGUGCGAUUACAGAAGCCAUUGACAAAUUGGACAUUGCCCAGAGUCUCAUCAAUAACAAUGCCUCAGAGGUUAUCAUUGGGAUUUCCAACAAGGUGGGCGCCUGCAAGCCCCUCUCCAACCUGGUUGACUCUGUAGACAUCAUUGUGUGCAGCUACGUGAUGGACUCGCUGAACGUGUUUUGGUUUGGCCUCGGUUGGGCGACGGUGUUUCUAGUCCCGAGCAUCAUUUUUGCCAUGAGGCUGGCAAAAAACUACCGGCGAAUGGACACCGAGGACAUGCAUGAUGAUGCUUCAGUCACGAGGAUCUGGAAUUUAGCCUUCUGAUCGCCAUUCCUACUUUUGAAGUCGUGUUAGUUUGUUUGAUGGUUCCACUUUGGAAUGUUUUGCCCGUUCUUUUUUGUUGUGAAAUUCUACACGCCUUUCUCAUCGCAAC
This is a messenger RNA of Lethenteron reissneri (Far Eastern brook lamprey), 655 nucleotides long. Its product is annotated as prominin-1-A-like. Gene Ontology annotation, cellular component: prominosome; cell surface; apical plasma membrane. NCBI's taxonomy places the organism in Eukaryota, Metazoa, Chordata, Hyperoartia, Petromyzontiformes, Petromyzontidae. The record is from RefSeq and is a predicted model, not a curated record. Gene Ontology annotation, molecular function: cholesterol binding.